This is a messenger RNA of Ascochyta rabiei, 891 nucleotides long. RefSeq lists its product as uncharacterized. The coding region runs from base 1 to 891 and encodes 296 amino acids. Lineage: Eukaryota; Fungi; Ascomycota; Dothideomycetes; Pleosporales; Didymellaceae. The record is from RefSeq and is a predicted model, not a curated record. The transcript has 2 exons.
AUGCGUCCUCGCUUUGUCCACCUCCUGCUCGGUAUACCGCUCUUAAUCAUUGGCUCUACCGCAGCGGCUGAAAAACCAGCACUGAUUCUCGUCCCCGGAACCUUCCACAGAGCCAGUGUCUACGAUGAAGUCAAGAGUCGGCUGGAGGAUGUAGGCUACGAAUACGUCAACGCCGUCGACCUACCGUCCAAUGGCUACGGUGUAGCAGAUGUAGAAAGAACAGCAGACGUGGAUGUUGUGACGCAGCUACUAGAGACCAGGCUGGAAGACGGCGAAGACGUAGUCCUGGUGGGGAACAGCUACGGGGCAACAGUGAUCAUGGAAGCUGUCAGAGACUUCGAGGAUCGAAGUGCAGUCCCGGCGGGCGAAAAAACCGAGGGCAAAGGCCGGAUCUUGGGACUGAUCAUGCUCUCAGGAUACAUCCCCACCAUCGCUGAAGUCAACCACUGUCCUCCCCGUCCAGAUAUACGCGUAAUCGGCGCCCCCUUCUUCAGCUACCACGACUUCCUCAACAGCACACCCACGCUUGUAUCAUGGGACAAGGACCUCGCUGCGUACCCGCCGUCCCUGACCUUCUACAACCUCCUCAACGCAUCGGCAGCGGAGUACUGGACGUCUCAACUGCUGCCAUCGAGUUUCAAGGCGCUCAAUGCUACGGGUACCUAUGUUCCCUACAACGGCAGAUUCAGGACUUUGUAUGUGGUUGGUGAGCAUGAUAACUGUGUGGGCCCGGCGUUUGCGCAGGGUUACAUUGAUCAGGAGGGUGCGGAGUUCGAGGUUGAGGUGAUUGAUGGGGAUCAUGUGCCCAUGCUGAGUCGGCCCGAAUUGGUGGUGAAUGUCAUCAGGAGAUUCGCUGAGGAGACUGUUGCCGGUGAGAAUGAGGAACUAUGA